Messenger RNA from Neltuma alba, 1601 nucleotides. RefSeq names its product protein trichome birefringence-like 39. Gene Ontology annotation, molecular function: O-acetyltransferase activity. The transcript has 5 exons. NCBI's taxonomy places the organism in Eukaryota, Viridiplantae, Streptophyta, Magnoliopsida, Fabales, Fabaceae. The record is from RefSeq and is a predicted model, not a curated record. Gene Ontology annotation, cellular component: Golgi apparatus. Bases 48 to 1142 code for a protein of 364 amino acids.
CUGCUAGUGUUUUUCUUUAGCACAGAAUUCUUCCCGAAACCCAAGAAAUGGGUUUCCUCCUACGUGUUCUGUUCCUCUCUCUGUUUCUCACUCCGUUUUCGCACCAAACAAAAGCAGAGGACUUGGAUUCCUCCUUCGGUAAUGCAACCAACCUCAGAGCUAGAGAGCUCGCAGGUGGUCGAUGCAAUUGGUUCCGAGGGAAAUGGGUUUACGACGCUUCGUAUCCUCUCUACAAUCCUUAUUCCUGUCCCUUCAUAGAUCACCAGUUCAACUGCCAGAAGCAUGGUCGCCCUGAUACCAUGUAUCAGAAAUAUAGAUGGCAGCCAUUUUCUUGUCCCUUGCCAAGGUUCAAUGCUUUGAAUUUCCUGGAGAAAUACAGGGGCAAGAAGAUUAUGUUUGUGGGUGAUUCAUUGAGCUUGAACCAGUUCAAUUCUUUGGCUUGUAUGAUUCACUCUUGGGUACCAAACUCCAGGACGUCCACUGGACAAAAAGGCGUUCUUUCUUCGGUCACAUUCGAGGACUAUGGACUGAGUUUAUUUCUGUAUAGGACGCCAUAUUUGGUGGAUCUCGACAGAGAGCGAGUGGGAAGAGUGUUGAAGCUUGACUCCAUUAAAAGUGGUGAUGCUUGGAGAGGCAUGGACGUUCUCAUCUUCAACACUUGGCACUGGUGGACUCACACAGGCUCAGCCCAACCGUUUGAUUAUAUUCAAGACAGACACAGGCUGUACAAAGACAUGAACCGCAUGAUUGCGUUCUACAAAGGUUUGACCACCUGGGCAAGAUGGGUUAACCUCAACGUGAAUCCUUCCCAAACCAAGGUCUUCUUCCUGGGAAUUUCCCCUGUUCACUACGAGGGAAGAAUGUGGAACCAGCCAACAAGUUCAUGCAUGAAGGAGAAAGAACCAUUCUUUGGGUUGAGUUACCCAGGAGGGACACCAAUGGCGUGGGUGGUGGUGAACAAGGUACUGAGCAGGGUGAAGAAACCAGUGUAUUUUCUGGACGUGACGACGAUGUCUCAGUACAGAAAAGAUGCUCACCCUGAAGGUUACAGUGGAGUUAUGGACACAGAUUGUAGCCACUGGUGUCUUCCAGGCGUCCCUGAUACCUGGAAUAUUCUUCUCCAUGCCGCUCUCUUUGGGUGAUCAUUCUUACAUUAUAUUAUAUUAGUAUUAUCUUCUCAUCAUUAUAGGAAAACCCUUUGUUUUCCACUAGAAAAAUUAAUCAUUUGCCAUUCAUGUGCUCAUGUCACUGGGCAAUAAAAAGGGAAUAGAGUAGUGAUGAUCAUCUAAGUUAUGUGAUUUAGAUUUAUUUACUUGAUUGGUAACUCUGGCUUCUCAAUAUGUAUUGGGGAAAGAUUUGCCUGCAUUCUGUAUAUGAAGAAAAACUCAGACUGCAAACAAGACAAAUUAUCAGCAAAGCAAAAGCAUGCAGUUCAAGUUCUGGGGAUGCAAAACUCGAUCCUUUGCUUCUGAUUUAUGGAUCUACCAUUUGUACUGCUCUGUGUUUUUUUUUUUUUGGAUAGAAUAUCAUUUGUAGUUCUGCUAUUGAUGCUGUGAAAGUGAAACAAUAAAUAAUAAUGGAGGUAUACUUUCGUCUUUGGA